GUCGUUUGCUUCCCCCACAUCUCAAGUGUCCAUCUCUUUGUAUUCUUGCAGGUGGUAUCAUGCUAUAGUCCCAACGCCAAAUCUAACUACACAUAGCAACAAGAGCCAAACCUAACUACACAUAGCAACAAGAGCCAAAUCUAACUACGCAUAGCAACUAGAUCAAACUACCAAUAACAAGAGGGCGGCAUAGGCUACUGUCUUGACAUUGAACAAAUCGAACCCCUGUGUCAUCAAGAGGAAAUAGUCAAACAAACUACUUCUAAUACAUCCGUAUUAAGUUAUCCGCAGAAGUAUUGAUGGAAAUUCCAACAUAGUACAAUCAUCAAAGAAAAAUUAAGCUGGAAAUCGAGAAAGAUUUAACAUUGAUCAAAUCUCGAUUAAUUUUUAAUGCUGUCGAUAGUGUAGGACAAUAGUUCCAAACUGUCUAGCUUACUUACACAAAACGUGGAUGUGUACCUAUGGCCCAUGGGCAACUGAUAACCAUAGCCCUGUUUUCUUCAACGAUGCCACUGAACUACAGAUCAAUAAUUACGAAGAUCUAGACAAGAAACUUUAUAAGCAUUGAAUCAAUCGUGUCAUUGCAAAACAAUUGCCACUUCCGUCAGCGUGGGAUUGAAAAAUAUAGUGUGACAUUCUCGGGUUGAGCUCUGCCGCACACUCAUUUGAACCAUUGCCGUAGCCAAUUAGCACUGCAUCAUUAACAUAUAUUUCGUCUGAAUCUCUCCAUUGUUGUAAAAUACCAAAUUCCAAGAUGCCUGUUAUUCCAAUCAUCAAUAAAGACAUGAACGUUGUCAUGGAAAUGAUAAAGGACAAAAUUGCCGAGCCAAAAUCCCAACGCAAGAUCGUGUUGGUGAUAGUAUGCAUAGCUCUAUUGCUAGAUAACAUGCUGUAUAUGGUCAUCGUACCUAUAAUACCCGCAUUUCUUAGAGAUAUCAAUGCAUUUGAGAAAUCGUCAACUGAGAUCGAGGCAACUUCCACCCCAGCACCUACUAGUAGCUCUAGUGCAUGGAACGAGACCUAUACGUCUUCUUGGAUCAAUUUCACAUCAUCCCCAAAAAAGAUUACGCCUUUAGUUGAUUAUAGCGCGGCUGAAGACACAUCAGUUGGAAUUCUGUUCGCAUCAAAGGCCAUUGUACAGCUGCUGGUCAACCCCUGCUCUGGAGCUAUCAUAGAUAGAAUAGGUUACGACUACCCGAUGGUCAUCGGUUUGACUAUUAUUUUCUUCUCUACCACUAUAUUUGCAUUUGCCAAAAGUUUUCUUACAUUAUUCGUUGCAAGAGGCUUACAAGGCGUAGGAUCAGCAUUUGCAGAUACAUCAGGCCUUGCUAUGAUUGCCGAUAGGUACACGGAUAAAGCAGAGAGAACAAAGGCGCUUGGCAUAGCUUUAGCGUUCAUCUCAUUCGGAUGCUUAUUCGCACCGCCAUUUGGGGGAGUUCUUUAUCAAUUUGCCGGUAAAGAAGUCCCUUUCGUACUCUUAGCUGUGCUUGCGCUUCUCGAUGGAAUACUUCUCCUUGUGGUCAUGAAACCAGUUCGCCAACAACGGAAAGAAAUGAAACAAUCAGGGAAUCUCCCGAAAGGUACACCAAUUUGGCGACUAUUUAUUGAUCCCUAUAUCACUAUUGCAGCCGGGGCGUUGGCGAUGGCGAAUGUUUCCUUGGCGUUCCUUGAGCCAACUAUUGCCAUUUGGAUGAAACAAACCAUGGACGCCGAUGAGUGGCAAAUGGGAUUUAUAUGGCUACCAGCGUUCUUCCCUCACGUGUUGGGAGUUUAUUUGACCGUUAGGCUAGCAAGCAAAUAUCCCAAGUACCAAUGGUUAAUGGCGGCUAUAGGACUUGCAUUAGAAGGGCUAUCUUGUUUGAUUGUGCCAUUUGCUACAAAUUUUGGCGUUCUCGUAAUACCACUUAUGACCAUAUGUUUUGGUAUAGCCCUUGUUGAUACUGCAUUGCUUCCUACGAUGGCGUACCUUGUCGACGUCCGUCACGUUAGCGUGUAUGGAAGCAUCUACGCCAUCGCCGAUAUCUCCUAUUCACUGGCCUAUGCAUUUGGGCCGAUUGUUGCGGGUGGUAUUGUCUCCUCUAUAGGGUUUACAGCUUUAAACAUUGGCAUAUGUGUUAGCAAUGUUGUCUUUGCUCCCAUUCUUAUAGGCCUUAGGCAUAUAUAUGACUAUGCCCCAUUCAAGAAUGAAGAAGAUAUCCUUAUUGAUGGCGAGACCCCGAAACCAUCCUAUAAAACCUAUAUGAUGAAUGAUGAGUAUGGAUCUGGGCAGAAGGAGAUUAACACACAAGAGCCAAACCAUUUAGCUUACAAAUCAAGUCACACUGAUGAUAGUGAAGAUUCGGACGAAGUAAUUGAUACCAAUUUACAGACAGUUAAUGAUAAUCAGCCCCAUGAUCCUUGGAACGCACCACAACAACCUGUUAGAAGUCCGAACAAUCCCUUUCGCCCACACGAAAACUCAAAUAAUGAUUACCAAGGGUUUCGAUAACCAGAGGAUACCCUAGACAGUUUGCCAAAUGAUAACUUGCAAUAAUAUAUGUGAUACAAGCUUUGUUUUAUUAGUAAUUCAUAACCCGAUUUCUUGAAAGAGCGUAUUAUGUCAUGUAACAAUAGCAAUGGCAAUAUACUUUGUUAUUUGUUAAAUUUUUAAUGACUUGCUUCUUAGAAGAUGUAGAAUGGCAUUGAUAUGAUGUUAGUUUGAAACCAUUGCUUCCGUCACUUUGUGUAUCUAGGUAGCGUAAUGAAUAUAUCAAUAUUGGAAUAAUAGUUUAAUUACGUCUUAUCUUUGUAGUCUCACAAGAAGUAGAUAAAAUUAUCUUUAGGACCAUUGUUUGUGUGUGCUUUCCCUUAUAGAUUCUUCCCAAGAAUAUGUCAACAAUACUUUAUUUUUGUUUUUAUGAAUUUGGUUUUUAAUUAUCCUGUAUUUUUUCUCAAUACUCUUCUCAUCAAUUUUUCUAUUUUGCACCUCCUUGUUAUCUUAUACUUGUCAUAUCACAUCUCUGUAACUCUAUCCUUUCUUUAUCACACACCCAUCCUUUAUCACACUCCUUAUUACACUAUUUACAUUGCGAUAUGUUGCUCAUACUGAACCAAAUUUAUUAGUUUUUCUAUCUCUCUUUCAUUACUUUACUCAUUCUAUGAAAUUCUAAUUUUCAGUUUUUCUGACUCUAAGGUAGUAUUCGCGAAUUCAACUGACGGCUGACGGUUUAACAUACUUGUAUAUGGUCAACUCAUUUAAAUAUGAAUUGGAUAAUGACAGAACUAUCCAUAUUUAAAUGAGCUGUCCAUAAAUUAGUGGGUCAAUCCGCAAGCCGGGAGUUGCAUUCGCGAAUACUACUUAACUUUUUUAUUUGUUUGUUUUAAUUUUAUUUGAUUUAAAGUUGACAUAAACAUACAAUAGGUGGAUAAAUACAAAAAUGAUACUGAAUAGAAUAUGUGUGUAGUACCCUGCGUGCAGAGUCUAGUUACAAACUACCGAAGACGAAGCUCUCUUUUAAGAAGUGAAGUUGAACGGAUGCAAAGGGUAUGUUAGUAGUAGAGUCAAGUUGAAAUAUGAGAAUGAUGCUGUUAUUGAAUCCCAUUCUGAAGACCACACUCUCUUUCAUUGGGAACCUUUCUUACUUUAUCGCCCUCUCUAUCGCUAUGUUUUCCAACGCUCUAUCGUUACGCUUAUUCUUUAAGCUUUCCACAACUCUCGACAGUUCUACAGUUAUUUUAUCAUGCUACCAUUUCUCAUUCUUCCCUGUGUAUGACUUUACAUUUAUUUUAUUUGGUACCCAUCUCUCUUUUGGGCUAUAAUCUCUUUCGCUUAUAUUCGCUCUAUCUACUUAUCAUCCUCUUCCUUUUCCUCACAAUCUACAUCUCAUCCUCUUACUCUCUCUCUCUCAUUUACUCUUCAUCUCUCCCAAUCGCUCUAUUUCCAUCUCUCUCUUUCUCUCCAUCCCCUCUCUAUCGCCAUCUGUUCCUCUCUCGCUGUCCAUAUCGCAAGAAAUUUCCAAUUUACGAGAGUAAAUAAUUGGCUAAAACACUGUCAGUAUUGCUAAGGAAGAAUACCCAAGAUUAUCUGAAAAUUUAUGAAUACAAGAGGAGUUUGGCAUAAUGCUACAAAAAUAUACUCUCCAUUGUUGGGACAACGUGUGACUAAUCAUUAUGAAUGUUUUUGUUAUUUUGUUUGUACGUUUUAUAUAAAUUUUCAUUUCUGUGCCACCUAUGAUGUAACGUUGUUGGAUGGAAAGUAAAAGUAUUUACUGAAAGUAUAUGAGUAAAUAUCAUGACAAUUCUUUAUUCAGUAAUGGUGUUGUUAAAAAGAUAAAGUAGAUAGAUCGGGCCUUUCUUCUAGGUUGUGGUAUAUAGCACUUGUACAUCAUAUUUACCACAUUGGUUAAGAACCGUAGCUGUUGUCAAAUUGAUUUUCAUAAAAUUUAUUUAUCUACUCGAUUAUCGAUAAUUAUGUUGUUUAUGUAAGUGUCAAACAAUGGAAAUAUCGUUAAUGUACAUAAUUAAGUUGAUUACCGUUAGCUUGAUAGUGUAAUUUCCGGAUGUUGGUACAAAUUACACUUCGAUUUGGAAAUAUAAUUAUCCGUUUUGUAACAAUGUGCAUAGAGUUUUAUUUGUUCUUAACAUCCCCGAAGGUUUCUGCGUAUAAUGGUAACUACAUCUCCCCACGGUGAGCACUUGUUUGCCAUAUAUAGUAAAAUGAUAAAAUACUCUCAUCCCAGUCUGUCAGGUAGAUGCGGGGUGAAAUAAGAAAAGAUCAUCUUGUCUG
Messenger RNA from Owenia fusiformis, 4765 nucleotides. NCBI's taxonomy places the organism in Eukaryota, Metazoa, Annelida, Polychaeta, Sabellida, Oweniidae. The record is from the annotation of a GenBank genome assembly.